AUGGUUUGGAUCCAAAGCCACACCCUGCAGAAGGUACAGGAAGGGUCUUCCCCAUGGGUGAACUGCCAACCAGGACUGAGCAUGAGCCGGGAGAAUGAGACACUGAAUAAGGGAAGUGUGUUCGUGCUCUGCCAUGGCCUCUUGCAGCUCUGCCAGCUCCUGUACAGCGCCUACUUCAAGAGCAGCCUCACCACCAUCGAGAAGCGCUUCGGGCUCUCCAGUUCUUCCUCGGGUCUCAUUUCCAGCUUGAAUGAGAUCAGCAAUGCCAUCCUCAUCGUCUUUGUCAGCUACUUUGGCAGCCGGGUGCACCGUCCACGGCUGAUUGGCAUUGGGGGUCUCUUCCUGGCGAUGGGGGCCUUCAUCCUCACCCUCCCACACUUCCUCUCGGAGCCCUACCAGUACACCUCAGUCGCUGUUGGGAACAGCAGCCGUUUCCAGGCCGAGCUCUGUCAGAAGCAUUGGCAAGAUGUGCCCCCCAGUAAGUGCCACAACACCACCCAGGAACCCCGGAAGGAGACCAGCAGCAUGUGGGGCCUGAUGGUGGUCGCCCAGCUACUGGCCGGGAUCGGGACAGUGCCCAUUCAGCCAUUUGGGAUCUCCUACGUGGAUGACUUCUCAGAGCCCAACAACUCACCUCUGUACAUCUCCAUCUUAUUUGCGAUCUCUGUAUUUGGACCGGCUUUCGGGUACCUGCUGGGCUCUGUCAUGCUGCAGAUCUUUGUGGACUAUGGCAGGGUCAACACAGCCACAGUUAACUUGAGCCCGGGUGAUCCCCGAUGGAUUGGAGCCUGGUGGCUAGGCCUGCUCAUUUCUUCAGCCUUCUUGGUUCUCACCUCUUUCCCCUUUUUUUUCUUUCCUCGAACAAUGUCCAGAGGGGUGGAGCAGUCUCCUGCCGUGGUGGACGAAGCAAGGAAGAUGGAAGAGGCCAAGCCGAGAGGCUCCCUGGUGCAUUUCAUUAAACGGUUUCCCCGCAUCUUCCUGAGGCUCCUGAUGAACCCGCUCUUCAUGCUGGUGGUCCUGGCCCAGUGCACCUUCUCCUCUGUCAUUGCUGGCCUCUCCACAUUCCUCAACAAGUUCCUGGAGAAGCAGUAUGGCGCCUCAGCAUCCUAUGCCAACUUCCUCAUCGGUGCUGUAAACCUCCCCGCUGCGGCCCUGGGGAUGCUAUUUGGAGGGAUCCUCAUGAAGCGUUUUGUUUUCUCUCUGCAAACCAUCCCACGUGUGGCUGCCACCAUCAUUACCAUCUCCACCAUCCUCUGUACCCCUCUCUUCUUCAUGGGAUGCUCCACCCCAGCCGUGGCUGAGGUCUACCCUCCCAGCACAUCCAGUUCUACACAUCCGCAGCCGCCUGCCUGCCGCAGGGACUGCUCGUGCCCGGAUUCUAUCUUCCACCCGGUCUGCGGAGACAAUGGAGUAGAGUACCUCUCCCCUUGCCACGCAGGCUGCAGCGACAUUAACGUGAGCUCUGCAGGCACCAAGCAAACGACCUAUUUGAACUGCAGCUGUGUGACUGGCGGAUCUGCAUCAGCCAAGUCGGGGUCAUGCCCCAUGCCCUGCGCCCACUUCCUGCUCCCGGCCACCUUCCUUAUCUCCUUUGCAGCCCUGGUAGCCUGCAUUUCUCACAACCCCCUCUACAUGAUGGUUCUGCGGGGCUCUGUCAUGCUGCAGAUCUUUGUGGACUAUGGCAGGGUCAACACAGCCACAGUUAACUUGAGCCCGGGUGAUCCCCGAUGGAUUGGAGCCUGGUGGCUAGGCCUGCUCAUUUCUUCAGCCUUCUUGGUUCUCACCUCUUUCCCCUUUUUUUUCUUUCCUCGAACAAUGUCCAGAGGGGUGGAGCAGUCUCCUGCCGUGGUGGACGAAGCAAGGAAGAUGGAAGAGGCCAAGCCGAGAGGCUCCCUGGUGCAUUUCAUUAAACGGUUUCCCCGCAUCUUCCUGAGGCUCCUGAUGAACCCGCUCUUCAUGCUGGUGGUCCUGGCCCAGUGCACCUUCUCCUCUGUCAUUGCUGGCCUCUCCACAUUCCUCAACAAGUUCCUGGAGAAGCAGUAUGGCGCCUCAGCAUCCUAUGCCAACUUCCUCAUCGGUGCUGUAAACCUCCCCGCUGCGGCCCUGGGGAUGCUAUUUGGAGGGAUCCUCAUGAAGCGUUUUGUUUUCUCUCUGCAAACCAUCCCACGUGUGGCUGCCACCAUCAUUACCAUCUCCACCAUCCUCUGUACCCCUCUCUUCUUCAUGGGAUGCUCCACCCCAGCCGUGGCUGAGGUCUACCCUCCCAGCACAUCCAGUUCUACACAUCCGCAGCCGCCUGCCUGCCGCAGGGACUGCUCGUGCCCGGAUUCUAUCUUCCACCCGGUCUGCGGAGACAAUGGAGUAGAGUACCUCUCCCCUUGCCACGCAGGCUGCAGCGACAUUAACGUGAGCUCUGCAGGCACCAAGCAAACGACCUAUUUGAACUGCAGCUGUGUGACUGGCGGAUCUGCAUCAGCCAAGUCGGGGUCAUGCCCCAUGCCCUGCGCCCACUUCCUGCUCCCGGCCACCUUCCUUAUCUCCUUUGCAGCCCUGGUAGCCUGCAUUUCUCACAACCCCCUCUACAUGAUGGUUCUGCGUGUGGUGAACCAGGAAGAAAAGUCAUUUGCCAUUGGGGUACAGUUCUUACUGAUGCGCUUGCUGGCCUGGCUGCCAUCUCCAGCCUUCUACGGCCUCACCAUCGACUACUCCUGCAUCCGGUGGAACUUGCAGUGCUUGGGGAGGCGAGGAGCUUGCACCUACUACGACAGUGACACUCUCCGAGACACCCGGUGA
Molecule: messenger RNA, 2793 nt
Organism: Galeopterus variegatus (Sunda flying lemur)
Lineage: Eukaryota; Metazoa; Chordata; Mammalia; Dermoptera; Cynocephalidae
Gene: SLCO2A1
Product: solute carrier organic anion transporter family, member 2A1
Exons: 21
Coding region: 1-2793 (930 amino acids)
Biological process (GO): transmembrane transport; sodium-independent organic anion transport; prostaglandin transport
Cellular component (GO): membrane
Molecular function (GO): protein binding; prostaglandin transmembrane transporter activity
Source: RefSeq, a predicted model, not a curated record